Messenger RNA from Drosophila virilis, 4131 nucleotides. RefSeq lists its product as uncharacterized. The record is from RefSeq and is a predicted model, not a curated record. Lineage: Eukaryota; Metazoa; Arthropoda; Insecta; Diptera; Drosophilidae.
UUCUUGUGAGUGGCAUCGGUGCCACAUACACUCACAUACGCAAGCAUAAUAUAUUAUUUGUGUUAAAAGUGAUUGCAGAAAGAAGUGUAGCAACGUAUUUCAAUUUGUGUGGCAGCGUUUGCAAUCGUUAUUUGCAAACAACUUCAGCAACUCAUAAAUGCAUCGCCAAGCAAGCGAAACGCACAAUCGCAUGAAAUUCUAAUAGGACAAUAGCGUCAGUGCAAGAAAAGGCACUGGCACGGGCCUUUUUUUUGGCGCAGUGCUGCGGGAUAUGACGGCGCGGGCACAUCAGGAUGAGCGCAUCUGCUCGGGGGGUAUGGUCGAGGACGAAGCAAUUGCCGCCACCUACCACAAUUUGCCACCACACAGUUCGGAUUAUGCCAAUUUUCUGGCACAUCAGCAUCAACAACAACAACAACAACAACAACAGCAACAACAACAGCAGCAACAACAACAUUUGUUGCAUCAACAGCAACAGGGCCAGGCGCAGGGGCCCUUGAUGUGGCCGCCACACAUGGGUGUUCAAUUUCCCCCACAUCACCCACACCAACCACAUCAUCAUCAGCCACCUAUGAUACCACAACCACAGCAAGCUCCAUCUGCACACGUCUAUAAUGAAUAUCUGUACAACUUGGCAUACUCCGGACCACCUGGUCAAACCGAAACUUACUCCGUGUUGCCUGUUGGUCAUGGCAAUUUUCUUAAGGUUUAUCACUGUCCAGAGAAUGCUGUCAACGAUGUUUACGCUCAGCAAGCGGCGGCCAAUUUCUCGCAUAUCAACAUGGCACCAAUGAACCAGCAUCAACAUCACCAAGUAGCGGCCACGGCUGCACAGAACCAGGCACAGGCGCAGCCGUCAGCAGCACAGCAGACGCCACUUUAUGAAUUGUUUGCCACCAAUCCGUUACUGCCAAAGCCCGAGAUGAAUAUUGUAAGCCAACAGCAACAGCAGCAACAGCAACAACAGCAGCAACAACAGCAACAACAGCAGCAACAACAGCAGACACCACAAUUCCAUCAGGUUGAUGAUGUUCCUGCGGCAGUCUCUACGGCUGCUGCACCGAGCAAUAGCGCUAAUUUGUUUAUCAAUAAUCUUGUAAAUAACUGGUCGCCAAAUCUAACGGGUAGCAGUUAUAUACAGUUUGGUGGCGAGCCACCCGAAAAUGCUAACGCAUAUGUUGAAGCCACGCCCAUAGAAUCGACAACAUCGCCACCACAGUCGACAUCACCUGUGAAGUUGCAGCAGCUGCAGCCCAUAGCUGAGUAUCAUGCUAAGGUCGUUCCGCCCAAAAGCGUCGAAGUAGCUCCUGGUAGCUCUGGUCACAAAGAAGUCAACCCGAAUCCAACUUUAAGCACUACAACAACAACUACAAUAGCAGCAGCAGCAGCAGCAACAGCAACACCAGCUGCCCUUAAAAAAACGCCAAUAGUCGUGCCAGGCUUGAGCGAGGGCAAAAGACGCAUUGUAGCCGAAGUAAAACCUAUGCCCAUGUCCUAUUCAGAUGUUUUGAGCAAGGGCAGCACAUUGCGUAGUUCGGGCACAAUGCUUGCCAGGAGCAAUGCGGGUAUUGAAGCGCGUUCAGUCAACAAUUUGGAGAAUGGGCAUCCAACGCAACGACGAGGAGGCAAGGAGGAUGGCAAUGGCAACGGUAAUCGGGAGUUGCGCAAUAAUUCCAAGCGCUCGCCACUACACGAAAUCAAAGAUGGGUCCGGCAAUGCUACAGGACAUCGCAGCAAGAGGCGCCAGGGAGCACAGCAGAAACCACAACAAGCGCCAAUACAACAUCAGCAGCAACAGCAACAACUACAACAGCAGCAGCAGCUGCAGCAGCAACAACAACAACAGCAACAGCAGCAACAACAACAGCAACAACAACCACCGCCACAGCAACAGUCGCAGCCUGCGCUGAGGUCUGGUAAACCGAAUGCCGAAAAGAAGCGUCCUGGCCAAAUGAAAUUUAUUAACAACACGAGCAGCAACAACCAAAGUGGAUACAGCGCCAAAGCCAACGACAAUAAGGCAACUAAUAACAACAGUGGCAACAUCGUUAGCAGCAACAGCAGCUUACCCAGCAGCAGCAGCAAUAACAAUUUAUCGAGCCGGAAGGCAAACAACGCCAGCAACAACAAUCGCAGCAGCAGCAGCAGCAAUAAUAGCAGCUCGCAUGCAAAUUUCUCGAACGCCAAUUCGAAUAAUUCCAAUAAUUCAUCUGGCUCGAGCAACAACAACAGCCACCACAACAACAUCAGCAACAGCAACAACAAUGGCAAUUCCUCAUCAUCGAAACGCUACUCCGGCUCAUCGAAUGCGAAUUUAAAUUCCAAUUCUAGCUCGUACUCGUAUUCCUCGAAGCGCAAUCGGGGUGGCGCAUAUGGGUCAUCCAAUUCGCCAGCGCAUGCGAGCGCCUCGAAUCGCAAUUAUGAACUAGCAAAGCGCAUUUUGCACACCUGGUGGAUAUACACGCUCAAGCUGAUCACCUGGCUCUUCUAUUUGGUCUAUGAUAUUGUUGUGCUCGGUUGCAGCAUGGCGUACGAGCGGCUGACCACAGCGUAUGUGGCAGGCGUGGCUUAUGCACGCCAGCUGCACAAGGAACUGAAGCAGAAUUCCGGCAAGCCGAGCAUCUGGUGGCGCAAUUAUUGGCGUCGCUUUGAUGCACGCUUUAGAAAAAACUCACGUUGGGCAUUUUGGCGUCGCUUCUACAAGCGCAAGCCGCCUGAGGCCAGCGCGGAGGCAUUUAAAACGGGUCGCUUGCCACAGACUGGCGAAGAGGCCAUGUACUCGCUGCUCAACUGCAAGGGGAAGGAUGCCUACAGUAUAUUGGGCGUGCCGCCAGAUAGCCCACAGGAGCAAAUACGUAAACACUAUAAGAAAAUCGCCGUGCUGGUGCAUCCGGACAAAAACAAGCAGGCCGGCGCCGAGGAGGCAUUCAAGGUGCUGCAGCGUGCAUUUGAAUUGAUUGGCGAACCGGAAAAUCGUCUUGCCUAUGACCAAAGCAUUGCCGAGGCAUUGCACGCGGAAAAGGCGUGGACGGAGCUGCACGAUUUGCUAUCGCAAUUGCAAACCAAAAUGACCGAGGCAGCCAAUACUAUAAGAUGUAGCACCUGUGCGCAGCGCCAUCCUCGCAAGCUAACUGAACGUCCUCAUUAUGCGGCGCGCGAAUGCGCCUCCUGUAAGAUACGGCACUCGGCCAAGGAUGGCGACAUAUGGGCGGAGACGAGCAUGCUGGGUCUGCGUUGGAAAUAUUUGGCGUUAAUGGAUGGCAAGGUAUAUGACAUAACCGAAUGGGCCAACUGUCAGAAGGGUGCGCUCUCGCAUCUAGAGCCCAAUUCGCAUAUGGUACAGUAUCGCAUUGUGCGUGGCGCUCAGCAGCAACAGCAGCAGCAGCAACAACAGCAGCAGCAGCAACAACAGCAGCAGCAGCAACAUCCACACCAGCAGCAACCACAGUCGCAUGCACAUCAUCCGGGCGGCCCAGCCAGUGGCGUGAGUGAGGCCACGUUGCAUGAGUUUCUGGAUAAUCUGUAUAGCGGGCAGCAUCCGGGCGCGCCUAAUGCCACGCCCUUUGCCGGUAAUGCACGUCGCCGCACUCGUCGCAACUGAAAUCGUUUUUUGGCAUAGACAUAAGUGUUUUUAAAAUCUCCAAUCUGCAGUUCAACAGUAAUAAGCAAGGCGCCGUUGGCUGCUUACUCACGUAGAUAAACUCUAAUAGGCCAACAUCAGCGCAACCAUCUCUCGUUUUUCAAACACACACACACGCUAAUAGACCACAAUCGAAACAGAUUACGUUUUAUAAUAACUCUUCUUUACAUAAGUACAAUGACUACCAAUUGCUGUUAAUAAUUUUUAUUUUGAGAAUUUUUAUGUUUUUAAUGGUCUUGCAUAAGUCUAAGGGCAUUACGAUUGCCCAUCACUUAAGUAGUUGACAUCUGUGUUCUACAUUUUACUUUUUGCCUACCGCUUAUGGACAGCUUAACCCAGCUUAGCUCAUAGCAAACAAGCUUAGUUUUAAGUUAAAAUUAUAGACCGCAGCCGGAUUGUACGCCACGCAACACGACGUAUAACGCGGGAAUAUGUAAAAUCUUAACACAUCCGAAUUAUAAAUGUUAAUAAAAAUCAUAUAGAGACCCUAA